UUUUUUCCUUGUUCCAAAUGCCAUACUAGUAGUACUAGUAGUCUAGCAGUUCUGGUAGCUUGCCCGUCUACUACAGGUAGUCUAGUAUAAGGAAGCAUGCGUCGAAGGUCCGAGGAUGCUAUAACCAAUGGGGCAGGUGGGUCAUCUCCAUUUCCCUUGUCCACCUUGUCCGAAGGAGGAAGCGCGAGUGCUCCCUUGGUGGCGCCACCGGGGAAUCGUCAAGAGAGCUUGCGACGGAGCAGUCUGCAGGAUGAAUUUCUUGAUUUCGUGCAGACUACCAAAGCCAGCACGGCGUUGCAUCAGCGCUUGUCAGACAAUGAGAAUGUGAAGCAGUUUACGAUGAACAAGCUGCGGUUUGAUCGAUUAGAAGAGAGCGUGAUACCCGUGGGACGAGAUGGGGAAUACGAAGUGCUCAGGGAACGACUGCAAGAAGUUUGGGAUCAAAAGGUGCAGCGGGAAUUGGUGUUACUCAGUGGGUACUCGGGCAGUGGCAAGACCACGCUCGCAGCUUCUAUACAGCCAUUGGUGGAGAGAAAGAGCAAUAAGGGUGGAUUGUUUGUCUUGUCCAAAUUCGAUUAUCUCGAUCUAUCGGGAGGUGGCUGCUCAUCUUCUGUCUCUUCAGGGGAAGGUAGUGCUGGUGGUGAUAAGAACAAUGCAGAUCCCUUUGCCGCUGUCUCCAAUGCCUUUGGCAGAAUUUGCAGAGAUAUCCAGCGGAGAAAAAAUAAUACCGCCACAAACACAGCAAUCCAGGAAUUGACUUCCGAGAGUGAUACCCAAGAAGAAAUUGACCAUCCAAUGGCAUCCCUUUGCAAAGAAUUAUCUCAAGUCCUGACCAGCACAGAUAUCACGUUUCUGGAAGAUAUCAUGCCAGAAAUUGAGUUAUUAGUUUCUCCGCAAUCCAGCAACAAUCACCACGAAAGCAGAGCCUCCAUCUUCCACGAAAGCAGAGCCUCCAUCUUUCACGAAAGCAUUGCCACCAUCAGUCAUGUGUCAGAUGACAGCAUGAGCCAUGGCGGCGAGGCUUCGAAUCAAACAUCAAAGUCCCGUCGUUCGACAAACGGUGGAGAUACCCGGGCCAUUUUGUACCUGGCGGUCCGGAAAUUCCUCCGUGUUGUCACCAAGCAUUUGAUGCUUUGCAUUGUCUGGGAUGACCUGCAAUGGGCCGACACGGUUUCCUUGGAACUGCUGCAGUCCAUUUUGUCCGAUUCAAAGAUUGAAAAUCUUGUCAUUAUUGCCUUAUUUCGCUCCAAUGAAGUCAAAGAGCACCAUCCGUGGGCCAAGACUAUGGAAAUCUGUCGACAGCAUGCCAAACGAGGAAACGACAUUGGCGGGUUGCACAUCACGGACAUGCCAAUUGGGAAUCUCAACGCGGCGUCGGUCAACAGCAUUGUAAUGGUAUUGUUGAAUGUGGACGAUGUCGCUACUACCAUGGAUCUGGCGGAAACGUGUCAUGCCCGGACACAAGGAAAUGUCUACUUCUUGUUGACCUUUCUCGAGAUGCUCCAUGACGAGGGACUCCUCAUGUUUCAUUUGGGGACGUUCCAAUGGACAUGGGAUAGCCGGGAGAUUCUCGAAAAGACCGUGGCUACCGCUAAUACGGUCAGUCUGCUCAUGGACAAGAUCACCAAAUCAUCCGGAGGCAAUGAAAUGACGCGUAUGCUGCCCAUUGCCGCCUUGCUGGGGAGUUGCUUUGAAGCAAGAAUGCUACGAUUGGUGUGGGAAGAGCUACGGCCACGGGGAAAAAAGACAAUGUCGUCGUCAAGUCAGCAACAAACGGAGGCAGCAGACAACAGUGAGAACAACGCUUCCAGCGAUGAUUCCUUUGUGGGCCUGUUGGAAAUGACCGUCGAAGAAAAGUUUUUGGAACGAGUUGACACAUCUACACCGACAAUGGGCUCACUCCGAUUUUGUCACGACGAGAUUCAAAAAGCCUCCUUGAAUCUAGUCUCGGGUGCCAAACUUGAAAAGCUCAAGGUUUGUGUGGGGGCUGUACUUCUGCACAAAUUGAGACGCCAGGAGCUGGAAGAAUCCAUCUUUGUUGUCACCAAUCUACUGAACAGCAAGUUUGCGAAAGGUGUCAUGGAUCGACUGGACAAAAAACUGCCAUCUCGUCGACGCUCGGAACUGACAGAACGGUCCUAUCAUACGACAAGUUCUGUAGGUCACUACUCUGUGGGGAAUACGGCACUUUUUCUGCAGCGCCUUGUCAAGGAGGGGCCUAUGAUGGAUAUGGGCAACUCUGACCAGGACCAUACGGAGGAUCAGGAAGAUGACGAGGAACUGGGUGAUAUCUUUCGAGUUCGGCUAGCACAACUCAAUCUACAGGCAGCCGAGAGGGCAAGGAAGAUGUCAGCCUUUCACAGCGCCGCUCGGUAUGCUGCGAAAGGUAUUGCGUGGCUGGACGAAAAACACAAAUGGUCCGGUACUACGUUUGACCUGACGUUGAAUUUGUACAACUUGGCAGCGGAGGCCAAUUCCAAUGUUGGAAAGAUGGAGGUUGCUGAGGAAUAUUGCCAUUAUGUUCUCGACUGCGAAAUGUGCUCUAUCCCGGAUAAAAUGCAUGCCUACAGAAUCGUGACAAAUUACAAAGCAAUGAUUGGCAAUAACAAGGAAGCCCUUGCCAUUUGCCUUGACGUUCUGCAGCAACUUGGUGUCAAAUUCCCUACGAUUCUCCCACUAAAGGCUGCCGCUGCUCUGCGAGCGAUUCUUCGAGUCAAAAAGAUGAAGCCCUUGUCUCUUCAACAACUUGAAGGGCUGCCCCGCAUGAAGGACAAAAGGCUUUUGGCAGUGAUGAAUCUCCUGGAUAUUGCAACCAUCCUCAGCUACGCAGCAAGAGAUGAGCCGCUGUCGAUGCUGCUUCUUGAGCGAAUGCGAAAGUUAACCUUGCAACAUGGUCUCUGCAAAGAAUCGGUUCAAGGUAUCCUUUUUCCUGGUUUCGUUAACUGCUUUCUGUUUGAAGAUUGGAAGAACGGAGUAGCUCAUGCAGAUGCGUCCUUGAUUGCCCUUGAAUGCCUUGGAGACGACGGGUUGGCAGUUUAUGCAAAGGCUACGUGGCAAGUAGAAGGAAUGUGCCAUAGCUGGGUGCAACCGUUAGCUGGCAUGUCCUCCAGGUUCGAGUUGGGGUUCAUACGGGGACUGCAGACUGGGGACAUCGAUAGCGCAGCCAUGUGCGCGUGGAAAGGACUGAUUACAGACUUCCUCUCCGGAAGAACAACCCUAGAUCGGCUGAUUGAAUCAUGCCAAAACUACAUCCCGCAGGUUGCAUCAUUGCAACGAAUGGUUUACUUGGUGCAAUUCCAAAUCUUUCUACAGCACGUGACCAACCUCUCCGAUGAAAAGGCCACAAACACGACAUCACUAACAGGGGGCGUCAUGGACGAGCAGGAAACGAGAGAUUCUGUCUCCAACGUCGAGGUCGGCAAGAUGCUCCUUUUGGUUCUUGACGUUCACAAACAAAUUGCAUGCACAUUCUUCGGGGAUCACGAGGCUGGUGCAGAACUAGCCAUGACCCGCGGCGACUCCAUCAUUCAUCGUCUGCCAGGUUAUUCUUUGGGCGCUGUGUGUCCUGUCAUGCGGGCAGUGUCGCUUUACGCAAUGGUGCGGAGAGCAAGCGGCCUCCGAAAGAUCCGCUACAAGCGUGAAGCUGUACGACUUCGAAAAAUGGUUCGUCGUUGGGCAGAAAAGGGCUUCGUCAACGUGGCUCAUUUCUCGAAGCUCCUUGACGCAGAACACUUCGCGCUCACCAAACGAACGGCCGAGACAGAUACACUGUUCCAAAAGGCCCGAGCGUUAGCAGCACGGAGUGGUUUCAGGCAGGACGCCGCAUUGAUAUGUGAACGACAUGCCGAAUUCCUCCUUCACGUUUCUGGCAAGAGGCCUCAGAAGGCUGCAGUGGAGACGUCAGAAGCCUCUCGUCAGAUAGAAGAAGCGAUCCGCUACUAUACAGAAUGGGGCGCCAUGAACAAAGUAAAGCUGCUACGCUCGAAGUACGCUUUCUUGCUUUCUGGUUGAGAUUUCGGGGGUGCGGUACGAGGAUGAUCAAGAGUUGAACCGGCUGUCAGAAUAUCAACACGAGGCAACCCAUCAACUUGUAGAGUGGGUACGAUGUAGCUACACGCGUCUGACAAAUGCCAUUAUUGACGUUGGACGCAAUAGUGGCUUAAAACGCCUUUGGUUUCUACAAUAGUUGCCGUUGCUGCAGAAGUCGCUGGGCCAAAUGCACAAACGAACAACCUUUAUUGCAGUUGCUGGAUUGGGCGUCGCAGGAGUCGGGCUCUUCUGGUUUACGGCAAGUUCACGGCGGCUCCCAGCACUGCAUCAUUCUUGAAGGCGGAGUGCGUUUUGGAAGCAGCAAGGGGCGUGUCUCUUUCCAGUGAUGAGAGAAUGGAAGGAAUCCGGUCUAGUGCACCUUUGUACCUGUGUGAUUCACACUUGGCUUUCAUAAAGGAUAAUAGCAAUACUCGAUUGUUCAACACAGUAUUCUUGUCCUCCGGGGCUUGGAUGUCAGUUGGUAGAAAUUUUUCCACAACCAUUGACAGAGCAGCUUUGCAAUUGCUAUCUUCAUAGAAAAG
Messenger RNA from Seminavis robusta, 4571 nucleotides. Lineage: Eukaryota; Bacillariophyta; Bacillariophyceae; Naviculales; Naviculaceae. The record is from the annotation of a GenBank genome assembly.